AUGGAUUGUUACUCUCCCACCAAGCUAAUUCGAACCAAAUCUCUCUCCUUCCACCCCGCCGCAACCACCUUCAACCCACUUCCCUUCCGGGACCUAACCCUCCCCGCAUACUCCCUCAUCUCCUCCCCGCACUCCCCCUCGCGCUUCCCCCCGGGCUCUCCCACGCGCGGCGUUUCCCCGGGCUCCGCGGAACCCAUGUCCGCGGAUGCCUUCUCCGCCGCGCCGUUCGGCUCCCCCUACCACCCUUCCCCCUCCGUCAGCGCAACCUUCCCCGCGAGCUCCCCCGGGUCUCCCUUCCCCGCGCCGUCUGCUGCUGCAGGUAGCACUGCUGCCAGUGGCGGUAGUAGUGCUGGCAACAGCGGUGCUGGUGUGUCAAGGUCUGCAUCUGCACGUCACCAGCACCUCAUGCGACGCCGACAGAAAUCCUCCCUCACGCCACAGCCGAGCCUGAUCCUUCCCCCGGACCGUAAGCGCAAGUUCGGCAUGUGGGACGGGGCGUGGCAGGGCGCGGGGGGCGUGGGGGGGGAGGUGCGCGUGGCAGUGCACUAUGGGCUGCACGAGGUGGUGCGGCAGGGGGAUGGGGGGGCGGGGACGAGUGCAGCAUCAGCAACAGCACCAGCAGCAGCGGCAGCAGCAGUGGAGCUUGCUGCUGCUUCGCUGGCGCCUCGUGAUUGGCUGGAAGGCAUGUUCCCGCGGGGCUCUGUGGACAGGAUCUUGCCAGUUGUCGCUGGAUCGGAAACUGCUGCUGCUGACGUGGCACUGCCAGGCUGGCCUGAGGACGUGGAGGAGGCAGCGUUGCGGCUGCUGCGGUCGAUUGACCACGUGGCAGAGCAGUGGCAGGAUGAGAACAUUAUUGUUGUCAGUCACUCCGAUGCCGUACACGCGUCCAUCCUUCGAUGCAGGAAGCAUGCAACUGUUCACAACAUUUUGACAGCAGGAUACGUGCACACACAGAGGAAUGUGUACCGGGACCAGGAGGACGAGGAGGAGAGAGGCGUUGGCCAAUGGCAGCUUGCGUCUCGCUCUGGGAGCACAGGGAUUUUCUUUAAUUAG
This is a messenger RNA of Closterium sp. Yama58-4, 1053 nucleotides long. The record is from the annotation of a GenBank genome assembly. Lineage: Eukaryota; Viridiplantae; Streptophyta; Zygnematophyceae; Desmidiales; Closteriaceae.